Molecule: messenger RNA, 389 nt
Organism: Paramuricea clavata
Lineage: Eukaryota; Metazoa; Cnidaria; Anthozoa; Malacalcyonacea; Plexauridae
Source: the annotation of a GenBank genome assembly
ACUGCCUUGCGUCCUCGGACAGUAGCAGGUAUGACAAAAAUUGCGAGACAUGGCGACAAGAUAAACAACAAGAUCAAAAGAUCGGUAAUGCGUCACAAGACGAAAGACAAGAAACAAGAUUCAAUAACAACAGAGAAUUAUGCCAACAACAACAUCAAAAUAGGGAAUCGGUUAAUGACGGGCUUACUAAGUCCAGCCAUACUGUCAAAACCACGGUAUUAAUUGGCGACUCUAUGAUAAAACAAAUUGAUUGUAAAAGAUUACAACGGGCAGUUAACGGGCGGCACUCUCGUGGAUCGAGAAUUAGGAACGAAACUUAUCGGGAAGCCAAAGUUGAUGCAAUGAAACACUAUUUAAAGCCGUGCUUGCAACAAAACCGGACAGAAUAA